GUCCUCCUGGUAGUGUCAACCACCAGAGGUGCUUCAAUAGACUAAGACCAAUGGUCAACUUUUGCACAAGAGGACAUCAUCUUGGGGCCCUUGCAAAGGAAUUCCUUGACAACAACAUUGAACCACCUGAAGAGUGUCGUCCAAUUGAAGAGGAUCCGGAGCCGCCCUCUGAUAUGAUCGACGAAGCUACAAGACUUCUAGCUGGAACUUCGAUCUAG
This is a messenger RNA of Cylindrotheca closterium, 218 nucleotides long. NCBI's taxonomy places the organism in Eukaryota, Bacillariophyta, Bacillariophyceae, Bacillariales, Bacillariaceae. The record is from the annotation of a GenBank genome assembly.